UCUCUCCACUCGUCUGGGAUUUGCCCCGUGCAUCCUGAGUGGAAAGGACCCUCCGGUUCCGCUUCCGUAGUGGUCUCCACUUCAGCAGGAGUAGUGUACCUUGGUGGUCUCAUCGUACCAGUUGUUCUUGGCGCAAAUGUCCAGGUGUACCUCGGUGGCCUCACGGUAGCGAACGUUCGUGGUCCCGAUGGAGCAGCAGUCGACAGCAUCCAGUCCCAGUUAUGGGGUGGUCUCACUGUUGCUGGCGGUUUUGUCGACACCAUCCAGUCCCAGUUAUGGGGUGGUCUCCGAGUACCGGAAGGUUUUGUCUGUGGUUGGUAUGCCGUCGUUUUACGAGUCGUCCAUAAUUCCCAUGGCAGCGGCUCCCUGGAGGCCUCCAACGAGCCACCGAUGAACAAGCUGAGAAUCUGA
Molecule: messenger RNA, 411 nt
Organism: Cylicostephanus goldi
Lineage: Eukaryota; Metazoa; Nematoda; Chromadorea; Rhabditida; Strongylidae
Source: the annotation of a GenBank genome assembly